UGAGGUGAAUUAAAGGGAAGAAAAGAUAAAGAAUGGAGGGUCCCCUUGUAAUUGGACGUAUAAUAGGAGAAGUUUUGGAUCCAUUUACGAGUUCUGUGAGUCUGAGAGUAGUUUAUAAGAAUCAGACAGAAGUUAUCAAUAGUUGUGAGUUGAAACCUUCCCAAAUAGUGAACAAACCAAGAGUUCAUAUUGGUGGAGAUGACCUAAGAGUCUUUUACACUCUGAUAAUGGUGAAUCCUGAUGCUCCUAGCCCAAGUCAACCUUCUUUCAAGGAAUAUUUGCAUUGGUUGGUGACCAAUAUUCCAGCUACUACUGCGGCAAACUUUGGACAUGAAAUCCUGGAAUAUGAAAGUCCACGACCAACGUCGGGGAUUCAUCGUAUUGUUUUGGUGUUGUUUCGACAAUUGGGUAGACAAAUAGUGCAUGCUCCAAGAUGGCGUCACAAUUUCAACACCAGAGAUUUUGCUGAAGUUUACAACCUUGGAUUACCGGUUGCCGCUGUCUAUUUCAACUGUCAACGUGAAAAUGGUUGGGGUGGAAGAAGGGCAUAGAA
Vigna umbellata (rice bean) is the source of this 553-nucleotide messenger RNA. RefSeq names its product protein HEADING DATE 3A-like. The record is from RefSeq and is a predicted model, not a curated record. NCBI's taxonomy places the organism in Eukaryota, Viridiplantae, Streptophyta, Magnoliopsida, Fabales, Fabaceae.